AUGGGGCUUCCGGUGACUCUGUUGGUCCUGGGGGGCCUCGGGGGGGCACUUCUGGGGCCUCCUGCUGCGCUGGCUGCUACAUCGCAGUCGGGUACCUCCUCAACUCGUACAAUGGAAUGUUUUGAGUAUGGGUACGACUAUUACGGGUAUGACAUGCAGGAAGUCUCUGGUGUGCCAUCUCCCGGCGCAUGCAUGCAGGAAUGUAUGAACCACAAGGGUUGUGGCUUCUGGAGCUACAGCACCUACACCCUCUCCUGCUACCUUAAGUCUGUGGGGGCUGUGCUAGAGCGGAGACCGUCCCCUGGCAUUAUCUCUGGUCCCCGUCAAUGCAGCUACUCUACCACUUGUUUUGAGCCGGGCAUCGACCUCUUCGGCUAUGAUAUCGAAAGCAUCGAAGGCCGCUAUAUCAUGAACCCAGUAGACUGUCAGCGUCUCUGUGAAGCUAACCCGCAGUGUGCUUUCUUUAGCUGGAGGUUUUCUAAUCAUUCUUGCUAUUUGAAGAGCUCUCCUGCAAUCCUUAAUCGCCGCGAGGACCCUGAUGUAACAUCGGGUCCCCGAUCCUGCGUAGGCAGCGCAGUGACUCUUCCUUCUCCUGAGGACUACCCCACCCCCUUCGACCCCGAAACAGCCCCUCCUCCGUGUGUCCUAGCUGGAGUGGACUUGAGAGGACACAACGUAAAGACAGCGAAGGCGCGCUCCCCUGCUGCUUGCCAGAUGCUCUGCCUCAAACACAGAGACUGCGAGUACUGGACUUGGAGCACUCAUUCCCACAUCUGCUCCCUUAAGAAUGCAGAUGCCCUAAGCGGCCGCUCAGAAGGGCAACACACCCUCGACAAGGUCUCUGGUGCUAAGAGAUGUAUUCCUGUCGUUCCAGGUUGUCAGUUCGUUGACGUCGGGGUUGUUGGUGCUGUUCUAAGCAAGCGCUCGGUUGCUUCUUUUGAUCUUUGUCAAAUUCACUGCGCUGCCUUUUCUGGUUGCACGCAUUUCUCUUUUGAUUUAAAGUCGGGAGAUUGCAAUCUCUGGUCUUCCUUCAAUACCUACUCCAAGGGCAUCACCACAGACGGGCUGGUCUCAGGAAGGGCAUUCUGCGAUGCAGAAGAGAUUUGCUUCGAGCAGGCGGAUUAUGUGGGGCACAACGUGGAAGAGAACGAGACUGGGGAGGUCGACUCUCCUGCUGCUUGCCAGGCGAUGUGCCAGCAUAACGCUGACUGCCACUACUGGACGUGGCUGAACACUAACAAGGGCUGUUAUCUAAAGGAUGCAGAUGCACUUGAGGGACGCACAAACGACCCUACUGCCCUCGGCAGAUACUCAGGACCUAAGUACUGCAACAUGAGCUAUGGCUGUUUAUCCAUAAAUGCGGUGUACUCGGGGAUGUCCCUACAGACAACGGAGACAGAGGAUUAUCUCCUUUGCAGCUCUAAGUGUGCUGAGCAUCCCUUUUGUACCGCAUGGACAUACCAUGGAGAUAUGCGGCUAUGUUCUCUCUUCUCUGGAGAACCUACGCUCCUCUCUAAGCCUGUUAGAGGAGCAGUCUCCGCCCUUAAGAACUGCUUCCAACAGGAAGAAGAAGAACAAAGCUGCUUCGAUGAAGGCAUUCAAUAUCCCCUCGACAAUGUUGUCAAGAUAGCUUCUGCUGGCUCUGCCCAUGAAUGCUAUUUGCUUUGCGGGCUUGAGUCCACUUGUUCGAAGUGGACAUUCAAGAGCGGAGACACUUGCGUGAUGAUGAAGAACGCCGACUCGGACAGCAGCAGCACCAGCAGCAGCAGCACCAGCAGCAGCAGCACCAGCAGCACCAGCAGCAGCAGCACCAGCAGCACCAGCGGCAGCAGCGGCAGCGGCGACGUGGUGUACGACCCCGCAAGUGUUUCCGGUCCCAAGUUGUGUAGCGAAAUGCCUCUGCUGUCGGGGCCUGCAUCCUUCAAGGGGACACCUCUGCGCGUGUCGUCUGUCUUCUCUCCUAAGGGUUGUGCCGAGCAGUGUCUGCAGAAUCCACAAUGCCGUUACUGGAGCUUCCUCUUGGGGAAGGAGACGAACUGCCAACUCUAUAGCAAGAUUGAAUCCCUUGAAACCCAACCUAAUUGUAUAUCUGGUUUUGUCCCUCGCGUUCUGCUUGCAUCUAACUGUAGUUACCCUGAGGAGACAAUUGUGGCAACAGUCUUCGUGACCUCUGUGGAGACAUGCUCAUCCGAGUGUGUUGCUAACCCCAGAUGCCGUGCCUGGUCAGCAGUGGUGGAGCCUUCUGCUGCUCUCGCGCAGCUGAACAGCAGCAGCAGCAGCUUGACACCAGCGGGAACAUCAGCUGCUAGUACUGAUGAGGUCACUUGCCACUUGCACAGCGAUGACAACACCCCUUCUUAUUCCUUCUCUCCCCGCACUUUCUGCGGCACUUCUCUUAACCCUAAGACUCUACGAAAAGGAAAGACUUAUACUGUUAUCGCAGGGGACGAGAUCUUUAGCAACCCUCUCGAUCUUGUUGACUGUCCUACCCAUUGUGCAAGCAACCCUGAUUGCUUAGGUUGGUCUUAUGAUGUACAGAGAGGCUGUCUUGGGUUUGAUUCAAUAGAUGCAGAAGAAGAGAAUACAGGAGCUAUCUCUGCCCCUGUAGAUAGACCUGCCCCUGCUCUUCGUUUUAAUAUUGCAUUCGUUGGAGGAGACACCAUCACGCCGGCGUCUUCACGAGCAGCAGCAGCAACCAAAUCUUCUGCUGCACCUUUCCGAUCUCUUCGUAUUGGUAUUGUUCCAACGUCUAGUGCUGGCGCUGUUGCUGCUGCUGGUGCUGCUCCUACUGCUCCUGUUCCUGCUCUUUAUCCUUUCACACCCAAUAAGAAGAUAGCCCCCUCAUACAAUGACUGUAUCACUGCAUGCACCAAGGAACUUGCAUGCGUUGCGUGGACAUUUAAGGAGGGUGCAUGCACACUCUUCUCCAACACAGAAGGAACCGUCUUCGAACCCAAUGCCAUCUCAGGAACACGCUCCAUUCAGCAACCCCUGCCUUGGGACUUUGCAGUGGGCCAGAAGUACGCGGCAGACCCCUUGGUGUCUUUCCCUACUGGCCCUAUAACGAACGCCAAUGGAGACGUCAUAGAUGGAGGAGAGCCUUUAACCCCCAUUGAGUGUGCAGAACGCGCAGCAGCAGAUCAGUGUUGGAGUUUUGACUUGGUUGCAGGCAGGUGCUUCGUCUACGGUGAUUGCGCAGUCUCCGAAGAAGCACAAACAUUCGUCUCUGGCAUUUCUUAUUUCACCGCAGAGGACAUCGCCACUGCAGAAGCACGCAUGAGAGGAGGCAAGGUGAAGACACCGGCAGCAGCAGAAGGGGAAGAGAUCACCCACGCUGCAGAAACACUGGCAGCACACACUGACCAAAAGCCUGUAGAAGUCGGGGGGGAGCAGGCGCAGCAGCACACGCAGCAGCAGGAACAGCAGCAGACGGCUCCUCAGCAGCAACAGGAGGAGAAAGACGACUAG
Molecule: messenger RNA, 3468 nt
Organism: Eimeria maxima
Lineage: Eukaryota; Apicomplexa; Conoidasida; Eucoccidiorida; Eimeriidae
Product: PAN domain-containing protein, putative
Exons: 6
Coding region: 1-3468 (1155 amino acids)
Biological process (GO): proteolysis
Cellular component (GO): extracellular region
Molecular function (GO): protein binding
Source: RefSeq, a predicted model, not a curated record